AUGUGGGUGACCUGCUUUGUGAUUUUAACGCCAGAAUACGUCGCUACGACGCAAGAGCUUGCAAAACUGCCGGGGAAGACAAAGCGACCGUUGUGCCACAUCAUGGGCACACAGGCGCUGCGCCUCAACCAGGCACUAUUGGUGUAUGGCGUGUCGUAUAUCUCGUUUAUCCCGAACGAGCUUCUCGAGAUGAUAUUUGUAGAGACAGUCAAAGCAACCAUUAGAGCAGAUGAAGACUACUCUUCUUCAUGCGCCCUCACCAGAUUGCGCCUCCGUUCCAGGCCUGAGCUUUUGCUUACGAGUGUUUCACAGCGUUGGAGAGCUGUGGCGCUCGGGAUGCCGUUGCUUUGGACAGAGAUCCGACUUUUCCUCCGGCAGAAU
Suillus subaureus is the source of this 381-nucleotide messenger RNA. RefSeq lists its product as uncharacterized. NCBI's taxonomy places the organism in Eukaryota, Fungi, Basidiomycota, Agaricomycetes, Boletales, Suillaceae. The annotation marks the transcript as partial. The record is from RefSeq and is a predicted model, not a curated record. The transcript has 2 exons.